AUUCUCCAGUGUCGAGAGAGCAGAAAAGUAGUCGUGUUAUUACGUCCAUUACUCAGGGUCCCCGUACAUUGUCUGAGACGAAGUUAAGACACGGCGAGACAUCAUGAAUGCUCCACCGACUUUUGAAAGCUUCUUGCUGUACGAUGGAGAAAAGAAAAUUAUUAUCGAGAAAGACACUAAAGUACCGAAUGCUGCUAUUUUCACAGUCAACAAAGAAGAUCACACUCUCGGUAACUUAAUAACAACCCAACUAUUGAAGGAUCCUCACAUUCUCUUCGCUGGCUACAAGAUUCCCCACCCGUUGGAACACAAGUUCAUUCUCCGCAUACAGACCACUCCGGACUAUACACCACAGGAGGCCUUCACCAACGCAAUCACUGAUCUUCUCAGCGAGUUCUCUUUACUGCAAGAAAGAUUCAAGGAAGCUGUUCAAGAGAAACAGGAGGCAGAAUAGGACCUUGGCACUCACCAUCUUUCAUCUCACCCCAUGAAGAAAAACCUCUUGUAGUGUCUCUGUCAACCAUCAAAUUCUCUCUCUUGGGUCAUCUGUCUACUGUCUUGUUACUUGUAUGUCCCUCUCUCAGUGCUCUGAGCAAAAUGGCUCAGUGGCACUUCAUCUGGCUCCAGGUUUUGAGUUCAAAUUCCGCUGUGGUUGACUUUGCCUUUCAUCCUUUUGGGGUCAAUAAAUUAAGUACCAGUUAAUCCUUGGCAUCAUUGUAAUCCACUAGUCUCCCCCAGCAAAAUUUCAGGCCUUGUGCCUAUAAUAAAAAGAAUUAUUAUUAUUAUUAUUAUUAAGGUGGCUAGCUGGCAGAAUCAUUAGCAAGCCGGGCAAAAUGC
Octopus bimaculoides (California two-spot octopus) is the source of this 837-nucleotide messenger RNA. RefSeq names its product DNA-directed RNA polymerase II subunit RPB11-a. NCBI's taxonomy places the organism in Eukaryota, Metazoa, Mollusca, Cephalopoda, Octopoda, Octopodidae. The record is from RefSeq and is a predicted model, not a curated record.